Panthera uncia (snow leopard) is the source of this 799-nucleotide messenger RNA. Its product is annotated as dynein axonemal heavy chain 9-like. Gene Ontology annotation, molecular function: dynein intermediate chain binding; minus-end-directed microtubule motor activity; dynein light intermediate chain binding. NCBI's taxonomy places the organism in Eukaryota, Metazoa, Chordata, Mammalia, Carnivora, Felidae. The record is from RefSeq and is a predicted model, not a curated record. Bases 1 to 771 code for a protein of 256 amino acids. Gene Ontology annotation, cellular component: dynein complex. The transcript is spliced from 4 exons. Gene Ontology annotation, biological process: microtubule-based movement.
AUGGGAUUUUCUUCAUUCAGAGAUGGGAAGGAAAGGGUCCCUGAGCUGGACAACUGUCCUGUGCACAGAAGUGCCUGGAACGAGGCUCCUUGUAGGCCAGUUCUAGCCUCCACGGCAGUGGUGACAACCCAGCAUCGAAGUUCUUACUACCUCCUGUCCAGUCCUCUGUAUGUUUUCUACACAGAGAAAGUAACUCCGUGGGCUGAGGAAUAUAGUGGCAUUUAUGGAAACGUAACCAAAUUCUUGACGUUCCCAGGAAUCCUGUACAUCAAUCCCACGGACCUGGGCUGGAACCCUCCCGUGAGUAGCUGGAUUGACAAGAGGGAAGUCCAGACAGAGAGAGCCAACCUCACCAUCCUGUUUGACAAGUACCUCCCGACCUGCUUAGACACACUCAGAACCAGAUUCAAGAAGACGAUUCCAAUCCCGGAGCAGAGCAUGGUUCAGAUGCUGUGCUACCUUCUCGAGUGUCUCCUGACCACAGAGGACAUCCCUGCAGACUGCCCCAAGGAAACCUACGAGCUCUAUUUCGUGUUUGCCGCCAUCUGGGCUUUCGGCGGAGCAAUGGCCCAAGAUCAGCUUGCGGACCACCGGGAAGAGUUCAGCAAGUGGUGGCUCGCGCAUUUCAAGACAGUCAAGUUUCCCUCCCAGGGAACCGUCUUUGACUACUACAUAGACCCAGAGACCAAGAAAUUCGAGCCCUGGUCCAAGCUCAUCCCCCACUUUGAAUUCGACCCCGAGAUGCCUCUGCAGGUGAGUGUGGCCGAGUGACCAAGGAUGUCUGCUUGUGCCAAGGAUC